AUGCAAUCAAGAAAUCAAAUGAAAUCGCUAACAGACAUUCCAUUGGAAGUGAUGGAGAAAAUAACAGUCGACUUGGGAAAAAAUUUAGCAAUUGACGCUUUCAGGAUGAAGAGUGUUUUCAGAUUCUUCAACGAGAAACAUGCAGUUGUCAACAAAUGCAUAAAGAUGAGAAACCCAAAUAUUCUGUUCAGGAAUGGAUUGAUAAUGUUAUUUUUCUUAGAAGCUGAACAUGAAGGGAAAACGAUGCUUGAAGAAGCAUCUGCAUUGGGACAUUUGGAUUCAACAUUUGUUCUGGGAAUGAUGCUAAUGGCUGAAGGGAGACAUAGGAAGCAGGAAGCUUUGGGCAUGUUCAAUAAUGCUUACUGCAGAGCAAAAUGUAAGUGGAAUCUUAGAGCAACUUGUUCUAAGGUUCAUCUCAACUUAAAUAGGGAGGGGAGGAAACAUGUACACUUCCAUGGCUUCCAUAGAACUUGUGCAAUGCAUAAAUCUGUAAUUAGCGUGUCAGACGCUUUUGUGAAUGGAUACAAAUGGGUGUUUAGUUCAAAGAAUAUGUAUGAAGCGGGGGGUGAUCCUCAAGUGUACAGAACAAAAUGCAUUGACAUGUUUGAAGGAAUGGGUCCCAAAAAUCUGAAAGCUGAUUUACUUAUACGCAUAUGUGCAUUGCAUAAUAACAUUGAAGCCAUGUUCAGACAAGGAAUUGAUGAGUGCUUUUAUUAUGACAAUUUUGAUUUAGAAUUGACUUUGUUGAGACAAGCAGCAGAUGAAGAUCAUCAUGAGGCAAUUUAUUUGCUUGGAAUGAUCUACAUUUCAAGAGGGCAUCAUCAAUGUUUACAAUUACUUGAUGUCUAUUUUGGCUGGGCGGUUCCGGGUGAUGGGGAGUACAUGAGUGUUGUUGAUAGUGCCAAAGCAUUGUUGCGCGCUGUUGAUGUUGUUCAUAGACUUACAACGAAUAACAUCACAUUCCAAUGUAAAGACCCACAUCAUUCUGUUAAAGGUGAAUUUGCAAUAGGUUAUGAAGAGGAUGAGGAUCGACAAAGAUAUUGCAUGGUUUUUCGUUGAACUAUCGGUAGCAUAAUACCAAUGGAUAUGGAGUUGGUAGCAUUUUCCCUAGCAAGUCUCAUUCUCGCUACCAGAAAUAAACUACGUAGACAAUGUGGUAGCAACAUUGCUAUGGAACGAUAUUCCAUAGCACGAUCCAUUGGAGAUUAA
Lactuca saligna is the source of this 1209-nucleotide messenger RNA. The record is from the annotation of a GenBank genome assembly. Lineage: Eukaryota; Viridiplantae; Streptophyta; Magnoliopsida; Asterales; Asteraceae.